UUGCGCGGCCAUGUUCCACAGCAGCACGCAGCGCCGGCACUGGACCUUCCCGGUCGAGGAGGAGCUGUCCCGGCGCCGGGCCGAGGCGAACCGCCGGGCACGGGGCAGGGCCGCGGCCAGCGGGAAGGUGCCGCAGGGCGAGGCGGUGCUCCUGGAGCCGCACGAAGAGCUGGCAAUAUGCAAAUACUACGAGAAGCGGCUGUUGGAUUUCUGCGCCGUGUUCAAGCCGGCGAUGCCGCGGUCCGUGGUGGGAACAGCUUGCAUGUAUUUUAAACGCUUUUACCUCAAUAACUCAGUGAUGGAGUAUCAUCCUCGGAUAAUAAUGCUAACGUGUGCAUUUUUGGCCUGUAAAGUAGAUGAAUUUAAUGUAUCCAGUGCACAGUUUGUUGGUAACCUUCGAGAAAGCCCUCUUGGACAGGAAAAAGCUCUUGAACAAAUACUGGAAUAUGAACUGCUGCUUAUUCAGCAACUGAACUUCCAUCUCAUCGUCCACAAUCCAUACCGGCCUUUUGAGGGAUUUCUAAUUGAUUUGAAGACUCGAUACCCGAUGCUGGAAAAUCCCGAAGUUCUGAGGAAAACAGCUGAUGACUUUCUCAGUCGAGUGGCUCUGACAGAUGCAUAUCUGCUCUUUGCUCCCUCACAGAUAGCUCUCACUGCCAUAUUAUCUAGUGGUUCAAGAGCAGGAAUUAAUAUGGAAAGCUAUUUAUCAGAAACUCUUAUGCUGAAAGAAAACAGAUCAACCUUAUCCAGACUACUAGAUGACAUGAAAUGCAUGAAAAAUCUCAUCAAGAAAUAUGAACUGCCGAGGGCUGAAGAGGUUGCUGGUCUAAAACAGAAAUUAGAGAAGUGUCAUGCCUUUGAGCUUGCACUUAGUACAAACCUGAAGAAGAGGAAAGGUUAUGAAGAUGAUGAAUAUGUUGCAAAGAAAUCCAAAAUGGAUGAGGAAGAGUGGACUGAUGAUGAUCUUGUGGAUUCUGCAUUACCUUAAAGGAAGAUGGACUCCUAUGCCACAGGUUCCUUAUAUUCUGUGUCAUACAGCUUUUGUACUUUUAAUCUUGGCAAUAAAGCCUAUUAUUUUACUAAAGUAAAA
This is a messenger RNA of Myiozetetes cayanensis, 1090 nucleotides long. It is a transcript of the gene CCNH, whose product is annotated as cyclin H. NCBI's taxonomy places the organism in Eukaryota, Metazoa, Chordata, Aves, Passeriformes, Tyrannidae. Bases 11 to 988 code for a protein of 325 amino acids. The transcript is spliced from 9 exons. Gene Ontology annotation, molecular function: cyclin-dependent protein serine/threonine kinase regulator activity. The record is from RefSeq and is a predicted model, not a curated record. Gene Ontology annotation, biological process: DNA-templated transcription; regulation of transcription by RNA polymerase II; regulation of cyclin-dependent protein serine/threonine kinase activity. Gene Ontology annotation, cellular component: nucleus; transcription factor TFIIK complex.